AUGCCAACUGUGACCGAAAUUACAGGAAAUAUAGUAUAUUCAAAUUUGAUGGCGUCGGACCAAGAUUCUUGUUCUGAUGAAGAGCCCGAUAGUGAAAUGUUGAGUGAUGAUCUCUGCCUGCCAGAUAGUGAUGAUGACAGGCAGCCCUCGAGGAGUAUCCAGAAUUUGACUGAAGAUCUGCAACCACUAAACUCUUGCAUUCUUCGUCCACCUCGAAAACUCUUCACAAAUUGUCGAGAGCGAUGGAGGCAACAGAAUGUUAGCGGUGCCUUCGCUGAGCUCAGGCGACUGGUGCCGACUCAUCCCCCUGACAAGAAGUUGUCCAAGAACGAGAUACUACGAAUGGCUAUAAGGUAUAUUGGUCUUCUAAGUGAAGUUCUUGAAUGGCAAAAGAAUCACGGCCUGAUUAACAAGGAAAAUUCUGGCCUCGCAAUCAAAUGUGAAUCGCCUUUAAGUCCAACAUCUAGAAGACUGAGAUUGAAAAGACCUUACGACGAUGACAAAAGACCGUAUGAAAUCGAAUAUAAUAGGUUUGGUAAUGAAGAAAACGAGGAAGUGUUUAGACGCAGCUUUCAAAGGACUAAAGCAGAGUUCGUUUUCGGUAAAGAUCAUUUGAAAGUUUUACGUAAUCAGUAUUAUUUUCCAAGGUGGCGUCAAAUGCCAUUCCGUAAUUUGACUGGAGAGAGAAAUGGAAACAAUCUUUUGAUGAUAGCUCCAGCCAAGGAUGAUAAGGAUUGUAAAGAAAAAUGUGAUGCUAAAGAUAAA
Brenthis ino (lesser marbled fritillary) is the source of this 765-nucleotide messenger RNA. The record is from the annotation of a GenBank genome assembly. NCBI's taxonomy places the organism in Eukaryota, Metazoa, Arthropoda, Insecta, Lepidoptera, Nymphalidae.